Messenger RNA from Dothidotthia symphoricarpi CBS 119687, 1310 nucleotides. RefSeq lists its product as uncharacterized. NCBI's taxonomy places the organism in Eukaryota, Fungi, Ascomycota, Dothideomycetes, Pleosporales, Dothidotthiaceae. The transcript has 2 exons. The record is from RefSeq and is a predicted model, not a curated record. The coding region runs from base 471 to 1310 and encodes 279 amino acids.
ACAGACCAUGGCAAGACUGACUCAGUCAGCAAAACAAUUUUGAGACUCGCGACCAACAGUUCUGCAGCAUUGGUCUGGCAAUCCAUAAUUGCCGUGAUGCGCCGCAUGAACCGUUCGUGCUGCCGCUGGCAAGGCUGACAGUGCCCAUCCUUCGGUCUGCGACGCAAAUACAUGCCGCCCCCGGGGCCAACCGCGCCGCUCCCCCACAUACAACGCCGGCGAACCACAAAGCCAUCCCAAGCGCCACUAACGGAAUAGGAAAGAAUAUGGGCUGUCAACGCCCCAAAAAUACAACAAUGAGCGCGAACUUUAAGCAUGCUUGCAAUCCAUCAGGCAAUGCGGCGCAGCAGUGUGGGUGGGAAAUGUAGAUAAAAGCAAUAGUACAAAGGGGCACCCUUCAUGAUCUAAACCACAACACUCACUCUUCUUUUUCAUACCAUCUUAAUUCCAGAAAUCUCUGUACCCAAACAAUGGCGACGAUACUCAACUUCCUCCUCUUCAGCCUGACGCCAUUCAGCGUCAAGGCAUUCUACCCCCACAACGAACAAUCACCACUGAUCCCCACCCUCACACCCCCAACAUUCAUCGUCCCCCUCAUACUAGACAACCACCUAACCUACCACUUCCCCUCAACAACCUCCAGCACAACAACGCCCCUAGACCUACAAGCCCUACACACAAUCAUCAGCGCAAGCGCACCAGCCUCCCAACCAAAUCUAAUCUCCAUCGACAUCCCCCUGGACACAACAGCCCCCGCAUCCUUGAGCAUCUCCGCCGCAUCCACCAGAGUCUUUCCAGCCCCCGACGACCAUGAGAUGACAUGGCUCGACACCACGCGCCCCGGCUCGAACCUCGCCCUCUCCCAAUUCGGCAUUCGUAAGGGCGGUAUGGUAAGCAUCGAAGCGCGCAGCGCGCGCCUCGCCCUCGAAACACCCUUCCUAUCCGUGCCGGUGGAGAUAUACAAUAUCCUGCUCAUGGCCACACAUCCCGUGUUCGAUCACGAAAACACGGGGUUGGGUGAAGGGGUGGUGGACUGCGCCGCGCUGUCCAGGUUUCCGGAUCUGGUUCUCGGGCUGGGGAUGCAACGUGGGAAUGAUGAGGGGGAGGAAAGCGGCGGCGAUGGGGAGGAGGGCGAGAUUGUCAUCACGCCUGAGCAGUAUGUUAUGCGGGUUGGGGAGGGGAGGUGUGUGCUUCUUGUGCGUAGUUUGGGGAGGGUUGAGGGGGAGGAGGUGGUGUUGGGGUGGGCGGCGGUCAGGGGGAGGAAGGUUGUGUUGGAUUGGGGGAAUGGAAGGACGGGGUUUGGGUGGUAG